Messenger RNA from Aspergillus bombycis, 1629 nucleotides. RefSeq lists its product as uncharacterized. Lineage: Eukaryota; Fungi; Ascomycota; Eurotiomycetes; Eurotiales; Aspergillaceae. The coding region runs from base 1 to 1629 and encodes 542 amino acids. The record is from RefSeq and is a predicted model, not a curated record. The transcript has 6 exons.
AUGCAGCUUAUACACCACGCUGUUUAUGCCGUCAGUGUCCUGGCGACCAUUGCGGCAGCAGUCCCCGGCCCAAUCGUUGCUAGGGGUGAAAAGUUCCCCGUUUUCAAUGGCGAUAAAUCCGUCAUGGUUGAAACAGAACCCUCUGCGGAGACCGGCAACGUUUUGAUGGAGUUGGCUGAAGGGGAUGUCGACUGCAAGGGCUCUGCCUUUUGCGAAAGACUCGGUUCUAGCUGUGACGAUGCUUAUCGCAAGGUUAUUCCCAGCAACACCUACAGCACUUACCUCGAUGGAACUUGCGGUCUUUUUGUCAGCGGCAACCACUGUGAAGUGACGGGGCAGGAUUUGAUGGACGCCUACAAUGAAAUUCGCAACCGAGGACAUUGCAGCCAUUGCGGACGCAAGCAAAUCGCCAACGGCUCUGCGGCUUCACUUUUUGAGGCCAAUCCCGCUAACUGGGAUAAGAAGCUUCCAGGGUUACAUCACAUUCAUAAAUUUCUGAUCCAGUUAGUUCAGGCGUACGGACGAGACGACCAGAACCUAGGCCUGAGCCAGAGUCAGUGCCAGGCAGCAUUCCCCGGUCUCUUCCAGGACAUCCAGCGAGGGGUCGAGUUUUGGAAGUCGCGAGGGCGCAUAUCAAGAGACGAUCUGCGCACAGUACCAUUAGAAGAUGGCAUGGCCCGCGCCAUCAUCUCCAACGGAGACUUGUACGUCGUGGCGACAAGAGCAAAAGGGGAUGAUCAUAGGCGCAAAAUCCUUGGUACUCUAGGAUCUAUUCAUCGGGCGCUCUCCGCGUCCUCGAAUCGUACCUCGCACCCCACAAUCGAGUUUAUCUUCUCGAUCGAAGAUCGCGUGGAUGACGUUGACGCGGUUGGCCACCCAGUCUGGGUGUUAUCGAGGAAAGCAUCCGAGGAGUCGGUCAUUCUGAUGCCCGAUUUCGGGUACUGGUCCUGGGCCAAGAGUAACAUCGGCCCAUACGGACAAGUCGUACAGAGCAUCAUGACCGCUGAGUCCAAUCUGAAAUUUGCGGAUAAAAAACAGAAGCUGGUCUGGCGGGGUAAGUUGAGCUUUGCACCAAAGCUGCGCCGGGCGCUCUUGGAUAUUGCACGGGGCAAGCCUUGGAGUGACGUGAAGGAGUUGGAUUGGAGCAAGAAGACCAACUUCUUGUCGAUGGAGGAUCACUGUCGUUACAUGUUUAUCGGGCAUGUCGAAGGUCGCGCAUACUCAGCAUCCCUUAAGUACCGACAAGCCUGUCGGUCCGUCGUCGUGGCUCAUAAGCUGCAGUAUAUCCAACAUCACCACUAUCUCCUCGUAUCGUCCGGUCCGGAGCAGAACUACGUGGAAGUCGAGAGAGACUUCUCCGAUCUCCCGAAACACAUAGACGAACUCUUGAAGAAGCCGGACAAGGCAGAGCGUAUAGCUAAUAAUAGUGUCAAAACCUUCCGAGAACGAUACCUAACCCCAGCUGCUGAGGCAUGCUACUGGAGAGCUCUGUGGGAGGGAUGGGCUGAAGUCUCGGCGAAUGUCACACACGACGUUGUACGGCUGCCGGCCGAUAGGGGACUUCGGUAUGAAUCUUUCGUGUUGCUGGACAGUAACGAUAUGUUCAAGUAUUCAUUUGAAUCGGAGUAA